Pistacia vera is the source of this 1995-nucleotide messenger RNA. Its product is annotated as plant intracellular Ras-group-related LRR protein 6. NCBI's taxonomy places the organism in Eukaryota, Viridiplantae, Streptophyta, Magnoliopsida, Sapindales, Anacardiaceae. Gene Ontology annotation, molecular function: protein binding. The record is from RefSeq and is a predicted model, not a curated record. Bases 79 to 1830 code for a protein of 583 amino acids. The transcript has 21 exons.
UUACUUGUCAUGCAGAUCUGAAACUGAGUUAAUACAGUUCAAAUGUCUUCGUGUCGGAGAAUCUUAAACUAACCGAGAAUGGAUCGGAUACUCAAAGCUGCUCGAACCUCCGGUUCUCUCAACUUAUCAAAUCGCGCUCUCAGGGAUGUACCGAAUGAGGUAUAUCAAAAUUUGGAUACUGCUGGAGAGGGUGACAAGUGGUGGGAGGCUGUGGAUUUACAGAAGCUGAUAUUGGCUCAUAAUAGUAUUGAAGCAUUGAAAGAGGACCUGAGAAAUUUGCCUCUACUUACUGUGCUGAAUGUUAGCCACAACCAACUUUCUGAACUUCCGGCUGCAAUAGGAGAGCUUCACUUGCUUAAAUCCUUAGAUGUUUCCUUUAACUCAAUACACAAAAUACCUGACGAGAUUGGAUCAGCAACUUCACUUGUCAAGUUUGAUUGUUCGAGCAAUCAGCUUAAAGAAUUACCAAGCUCACUUGGAAGAUGUUUAGAUUUAUCUGAUUUCAAGGCGUCGAACAAUUUUAUAACCAGCUUGCCAGAAGAUCUAGCGAACUGUACAAAAUUGAGAAAACUGGAUGUAGAGGGUAACAAACUAACAACUUUACCUGACAAUGUGAUUGCAUCCUGGUCCAUGCUUACAGAACUCAUUGCUUCAAAAAAUUUGCUGACUGGUAUUCCAGAAACCAUUGGGAGGCUUUCCAGGCUCAUUCGUCUUGAUCUUCAUCAGAACAGAAUUUCUUCAAUCCCAACUUCAAUAUCUGGCUGCAGUGCCCUUAUGGAAUUCUAUAUGGGGAAUAAUGCAUUGUCUACAUUACCAGGGGAGAUAGGGAUGCUUUCGAAGUUGGGGACAUUCGAUCUUCAUUCAAACCAGUUGAAGGAGUACCCAGUGGAGGCAUGCCGAUUGCGUCUUUCAGUCCUGGAUCUUUCUAAUAAUUCAUUGACUGGAUUGCCUCCUGAGCUUGGUAAAAUGACUAGUCUGCGGAAACUGUUGCUUGUGGGCAAUCCUUUGAGAACUUUGAGAAGCUCAUUGGUUUCUGGACCUACACCUGCUUUACUGAAGUUUCUUCGAAGUAGACUUUCGGAGAGUGAAGAUUCUGAAGCCAGUACAGCUAAAGAAGAUGUGCUUGCCAUGGCAACUCGAUUGUCUAUUACCUCAAAGGAACUUUCUUUGGAAGGGAUGAAUUUGAGUGCUGUCCCAUCAGAAGUAUGGGAAUCAGGUGAAAUCAUUAAACUUGAUCUUUCUCGGAAUUCCAUUCAAGAGCUGCCACCUGAACUUUCCUCGUGUGUCUCCCUCCAGAGUUUGAUUUUAUCUCGGAACAAGAUUAAAGAUUGGCCAGCUGCAAUUUUGAUGUCACUUUCUAAACUUUCGUGGCUGAAGAUGGACAAUAAUCCUCUGAGACAGGUUCCAGCAGAUGGAUUUAAAGUAGUUCCUAUGCUUCAGAUCUUAGAUCUGAGUUAUAAUGUAGCUUCAUUGCCGGAGAAUCCAGCAUUUUCCAGCUUACCGCUGUUGCAGGAGCUUUACCUGAGACGAGUCCAGCUUCGUGAAAUUCCAUCAGAUAUACUGAGCUUACAGCAGUUGCGGAUCCUUGACUUGAGUCAAAAUUCACUUCAAUCAAUUCCUGAGGGGUUGAAAAACCUUACUUCACUUACUGAGCUUGACCUGUCUGACAAUAACAUUUCUGCACUUCCCCCGGAGCUGGGUUUACUAGAACCCAGCCUCCAGGCUUUGAGACUUGAUGGAAAUCCACUGAGAAGCAUCCAGAGGACGAUUUUGGACAGAGGCACCAAAGCGGUUCUCAAAUAUUUGAAGGACAAACUUCCAGAGCAAUAAUCUGAUCAUCUUUCUCUUCACUUCGUUUGGUUGGGUCAACAUUUGUAUUUUAUACGUUUUCUGAUUGAAACUUUAAUUUGAAACAGAUCAUAUGCUUGUUCCACUUGAGUGUUAAAGGUUUGUAACGAGUAAAAGAGGAAUUCUAUCAUUCUGGUUUUCAAUGAC